This is a messenger RNA of Chinchilla lanigera (long-tailed chinchilla), 285 nucleotides long. RefSeq names its product translation initiation factor IF-2-like. The record is from RefSeq and is a predicted model, not a curated record. Lineage: Eukaryota; Metazoa; Chordata; Mammalia; Rodentia; Chinchillidae.
CCCGGGGGGUGGGGGCCGGACAGCGACCGCGACCUCAGCGUCGCUGCCCGGCCGCGGGCCGCUGCCGGUCGCCCUGGCUGCAGUGGGCGACGCCGAGCUGGGUCCCCGGCCACUCUCCAAGUGCGCGGGAAACCGACAAGAUAUCAACAACUUUUCUUCUAGAAAUCUUUCUUUUGGCUCAAUCAGAAGCUGAGAAAGAAAACACAAUUAUACUAAAGGCCAGAAAACUGCUUAUGUCCUCACAAGUAUUUGUCAAACGAUUACAGUAACAGAAUUAUGUGUACA